Molecule: messenger RNA, 996 nt
Organism: Acanthosepion pharaonis
Lineage: Eukaryota; Metazoa; Mollusca; Cephalopoda; Sepiida; Sepiidae
Source: the annotation of a GenBank genome assembly
AUGUGCGUCUAUCUCACGCGGGCCUGGCAAACAAUAGGCGGUCCUCAGGCAGAUUCGGAAUUCUCGCGGGAAUUCAGCAGUCGUCUCUCGUACUGGGCAGUCGUCUCUCGUUCGGGGCAGUCGGCUCUCUCGGCCUCAACUUCCAAAGCCUUCAGACACACUCAUUUUAUAGACCAUGACGAAGCACAUGAUUGGUUGAGUGGGAGAGUUUUACAUAUGCGUAGGCGUACUCCGCCAGUUCUCCCUUCCUUCAACUGCUCUACGACACCAUAUCCAUGCAAUGCCAUAUCUAUCUAUCUUUCUAUCUAUCUAUCUAUCUACCUAUCUAUCUCAGUCUGUUCAUUAUCUAUCUAUCAAACUUUGUUAUUUGGAACACAGCAUAUCUAUCGAUCUAUCUAUCUUAAUCUGUUCAUUAUCUAUCUCUCUCUCUUUCUCUCUCUCUCUCUCUAUCUAUCUAUCUAUCUCAGUCUUCUCAUUAUCUAUCUAUCUAUCUAUCUAUCUAUCUAUCUAUCUAUCUAUCUAUCUCAGUCUUCUCAUUAUCUAUCUAUCUAUCUAUCUAUCUAUCUAUCUAUCUAUCUCAGUCUGCUCAUUAUCUAUCUAUCUAUCUAUCUCAGUCUGCUAUCUAUCUAUCUAUCUAUCUAUCUAUCUAUCUAUCUAUCUAUCUAUCUCAGUCUGCUCUUUAUCUAUCUAUCUAUCUAUCUAUCUAUCUAUCUAUCUAUCUAUCUAUCUAUCUAUCUAUCUAUGCUAAGCCUCCCGUCCACCCGUUCACUAGCUAUCUAUCUAUCUAUCUAUCUAUCUAAGCCUGUUCAAUUUCUAUGUAUCUAUUCCUAUCUAUCUAUCUAUCUAUCUAUCUAUCUAUCUAUCUAUCUCUUCCUGUCUGUUCGUAUCUAUCUAUCUAUGUCUGUCUAUGACUUUAUUAUCUAUCUAUCCAUCUAUCUUCUAUUCAUUAUUAUCUAUCUAUCUAUCUAUCUAUCUAUCUAUCAUUUCAUAUUCUAG